AUGGCUGUGAGCAUGAAGUAUGCCAGGAAAUUGAAGAACAAGGAUCCUGACACUUGUCCUCCAGUCACUACUGAUGACCUGAAGCAGGCAGAGGAUCAGAAAAUAAGGUUAGUCCAAGGUAAGGCGUAUCCUGAAGAGCUAGCAUCCCUGAGCAAAGGGACUAGAUCUGCUGUCAAAGCUGGCAGCAAAAUUGCGCCAUUGGAUCCCUUCCUGGAUGAUAAGGGGAUUAUUAGAGUUGGUGGUCGCCUGAGUCGAUCAUCCAUGUCAUAUGAAGUCAAGCAUCCAGUCUUGAUUCCGCGUACUUGUCACUUAGCUAGCUUGAUAGUUAAACAUUUCCACCAGAAGGUUGGUCAUUCCGGUAGAGGAAUGACGUUAAACAGUAUCAGACAGGCUGGGUUUUGGAUUGUAAAUGCCCGGUCGAUAGUUGCUAAGUUCAUCAUGGGCUGUGUGUGUUGUAGAAAGCUUCGGGGAAACCCCUGUGUUCAAAAAAUGUCUGACCUGCCUACCGACCGCUUGGAGCCAGCCGCCCCCUUCAGCUAUGCUGCCGUUGAUCUAUUUGGCCCUUUCACUGUCAAGUCCGGUCGUAGCGAACCCAAGCGUUGGGGUGUUAUGUUCACAUGUCUGGCCAGUCGUGCGAUUCAUAUCGAGACCGCAAAUCAAUUGACCACAGAUUCAUUUCUCAAUGCGUACCGCCGACGUGUGAGUAGACGUGGCAAAAUCCGAUUUUUGCGAUGCGAUCGUGGUUCGAACUUCGUAGGUGGACAGAAUCAAUUGUUAGCAGCGUUGCAGGAAAUGGAUCGCGAUAAGAUCAAGCAUGAGUUGCUGAAAGACGAUUGUGACUGGGUUGAUUUCGAAAUGAACUUUCCUGUGAGCAGUCACAUGGGCGGUGUAUGGGAACGAAUGAUUGGCGCAGCGCGUAAGGUGUUGUCUGCUCUGCUCAUGGGCACAGGAGCUCAGCUUGAUGACGAGUUGUUACGUACAUUACUCUGCGAGGUUGAAUACAUAGUUAACUCGCGCCCGUUAACAGUUGUAGAUUCCACUUCUGCGGACCUAGAGCCCCUGUCACCAAUUCAGCUGCUUACCCUGAAAUCUCAGGUGGUGAAGCCACCGCCGGGCAAGUUCGUUAAACAGGACAUAUACUCUAAGAAAAGGUGGCGUUGUGUACUGGCUCUUGCUAACCAGUUUUAG
This is a messenger RNA of Lineus longissimus, 1188 nucleotides long. RefSeq lists its product as uncharacterized. Gene Ontology annotation, molecular function: nucleic acid binding. Lineage: Eukaryota; Metazoa; Nemertea; Pilidiophora; Heteronemertea; Lineidae. The coding region runs from base 1 to 1188 and encodes 395 amino acids. Gene Ontology annotation, biological process: DNA integration. The transcript has a single exon. The record is from RefSeq and is a predicted model, not a curated record.